This is a messenger RNA of Peronospora matthiolae, 471 nucleotides long. NCBI's taxonomy places the organism in Eukaryota, Oomycota, Peronosporomycetes, Peronosporales, Peronosporaceae. The record is from the annotation of a GenBank genome assembly.
AUGGUGGACAACGACAACGGUAGCGUGACGAUGUGCCAGCGACGCUACGUGGAAGAUGUCCUCAAGCGUUUUGGCAUGAGCGACUGCAAAGCCGUCAUCAGCCCAACAGACAUCAGUUCUCGAUUCAUACCAAGCACCGCAGCAACCAAAAUCGACGCCCCGUUUCGUGAAGCAGUAGGUGCUUUGAUGCACUUGAUGACCGCGACACGACCGGACAUUGCCUGUGCUGUGAGUCACGUUUCGCGCUUCAUGGAAAAACCCCAAGUCGAGCAUUGGAUGGCGGUCAAGCGCAUUCUGCGAUACUUGCAAGAGACUAAGUCGCACGGCAUCUGCUUAAAGUCUGAUGACAAGACAGACUUAUGCGGCUACUCGGAUGCAGACUGGGCCGGCGAUCAUGCAGACCGCAAGUCGACUUCGGGAUAUGCGUUCAUCCUGAUGAGUGCUCCGGUGAUCUGGGGAAGCAAAAACUAG